AAGAGAGACGGAGAGAAACCCCCGGACGCCGGCCGCGGCGGGAGCUGGCGCAAACAGUCGACAGUCGCUGAUCGCCGCGUGCGCGCCGGGCCGAUCUUCGAGGUUACUUGCGCCCGGCGUCAACUCUCUCCUUCUCUCUCUAUCUCUCUCUCACAUUUUUUUUUAUCCUCACACCCCCUUUUUUCAUCUUUGUUUACGCGCAAUCGACCAUCCAUCGUCUCCUCCCGCGAUUCAUAAAACCCGUUUAACAUCACGCACGGUCGCGAACAUAAACAAACCUACGUUAACUCCGAAUCGGUUGAGACGAUCAACUUCUUCAGGAGAACUCGAGUGUGCCGCGUCCGUGUUUUUUUUAUUUAAAUUUUGAAUUUUCUAAGGGAGUUUCCCAAAAUACGUGACGAUCAAAACUAAGCCACGUAUGUAAUUUCCGUGGGUAGUUUAUUUUUUUUUUAUCGAGUGACAGAAGCGACGUUGAUGGAGCACCAUGGACGACUUCAGGACACGGCCUACAAGAUCCAGUGAGCUCUGCCGCGGAAGAUCGCUGAACCAACGGCGGCGCAGCCGGCGGAGAUAGGAAACUCCUGGAGUCGACACGUGCUCACCGCAUCGCGUGGGGAAACUCGCGAGGAAGAAGGACGUAACAAGAUCGUGACACUGGUCUCCAGAAAACGGGUUUCAUCUUAAGAAUCUUGGUGUAAAACAGCAAAACCAGGAAAGAGCUUUUAUAAGAAUGUUCGCGACCGAGCGGCGGGCGGCUAUCUCCUGAAGCUGCUGAAGCUGCGCGAGGCAGGCCCGCGGGCGCGACUCCUGUGACGCCCGCAGGACUAUUAUGGGAUGGCGUCCCACGCGCCCAGAACCACGCAGCCAGGACGGCACCCCCUCCCACCGCUCGCGGCGACCCUGCAGACCACGCUCGUCGGCCAGCUCUACGGCAACCUCAGCACGGCGACCUCCCCGCCGACUGAGGAGUCGGCGCCGCAGUGGACCGACGUGUUCCUGACGGUGCUGAAAGCGGGCGCCAUGGGCUUCAUCAUCGUCACCGCCAUCCUCGGCAACCUGCUGGUCAUCGUGAGCGUGAUGCGCCACCGCAAGCUGCGCAUCAUCACCAACUACUUCGUGGUGUCGCUCGCCUUCGCCGACAUGCUGGUCGCCAUCCUCGCCAUGACCUUCAACUUCAGCGUGCAGCUGGCGGGCCGCUGGCUGUUCGGCUUCUUCAUGUGCGACUUCUGGAACUCCAUGGACGUGUACUUCUCGACGGCGUCCAUCCUGCACCUGUGCUGCAUCAGCGUGGACCGCUACUACGCCAUCGUGAAGCCGCUCAAGUACCCCAUCAACAUGACCCGGCGCGUGGUGGCCAUCAUGCUGGUGGCCACCUGGCUCGCGCCCGCAGUCAUCGCCUUCGUGCCCAUCUUCAUGGGCUGGUACACCACCGAGUUCCACCAGGGCUACCGGCGCCAGCACCCCGACGAGUGCGACUUCAAGGUGAACAAGGUGUACGCCAUCGUGUCGUCGUCCAUCUCCUUCUGGAUCCCCUGCACCAUCAUGGUGUUCACGUACCUGGCCAUCUUCCGCGAGGCCAACCGCCAGGAGAAGCAGCUCCACUCGCGCAUGGGCAAGGCCAUGCUGAUGAGCCACCACCACCGCAACAGCAGCGAGUACGGCAACGCCAACGGCGACGUGAUCAGCACCGGAGGAGGCUCCUCCAAGACGCUCACCGCGCACGAGGUGCACCACGGCGAGGGAACCUUGCACUCCACGCCCACCAAGGACCGCAACAUCAUCAAGAUGAAGCGCGAGCACAAGGCGGCGCGCACCCUCGGCAUCAUCAUGGGCACCUUCAUCCUCUGCUGGCUGCCCUUCUUCAUGUGGUACGUGAUCACGUCGCUGUGCGACGACAGCUGCUACAACCCGGACAGCGUGGUGGCGCUCAUGUUCUGGAUCGGCUACCUCAACUCCACGCUCAACCCGCUCAUCUACGCCUACUUCAACCGCGACUUCCGGGAGGCGUUCAAGAACACGCUGCAGUGCGCCUUCUGCAGCCUCUGCCGGCGGCCGCCCUCCGACCUGGACGCCCUGGACGUGAGGCGACACUCGCUGCGCUACGACGAGCGGACCAAAAGCAUCUACUCGGAGACAUAUCUCAAACAUAUCGACAGGAGACGUUCGAGCGAGUUCGGCAGCAGUCUGUGAUGUGAAGGUAACGUUAGGAUCACGGUGACCGAGUUCAAUUGACGACUAGGAAAGUGCGCUCCGUACCGAAGACUUGUUUGACUUAUUGCGUAGCCAUGGCAUUAUUAUUUUUUUCUGUUUGUUUACGAAAUUUUAAUGAGCGAUUCACCAGGAAAUUCUUGUGCCGACUAACACCGGGGUGACUAACUGUCCUGCAUCUUGAUUAAAGAUAAACUAGUCAUUUGUCGUUGUAUUAUUGUGUGAUUAUAAACUUCCAACAGAUUUGAACAAACGCUGUGAAAUAGCUUAUAAUUUAGUCAAUAUAUACGGGUACCACAGCAUAGUAUUGUGUAUUGAGUUAGUUUGAAACAUAAACAAUAUUUCUGUUUCCAAAUAACCACUUUCUUGAUAAUUCUUUGCAAUAAUGUCUUAUUUGGAAAAUGUUCUAAUCUCGAUAGUAAAUAAUAGUGACUGAUUUCCACAGUUGUCAAAAUUAUGUUUUUUUUAUGUACGUUUAAUAGAAUGUAAACGUUUGUUUGUAACACUGUCAAUAAAAAUAAAA
Molecule: messenger RNA, 2731 nt
Organism: Bacillus rossius redtenbacheri
Lineage: Eukaryota; Metazoa; Arthropoda; Insecta; Phasmatodea; Bacillidae
Product: octopamine receptor beta-2R-like
Exons: 4
Coding region: 835-2190 (451 amino acids)
Biological process (GO): adenylate cyclase-activating adrenergic receptor signaling pathway
Cellular component (GO): plasma membrane
Molecular function (GO): octopamine receptor activity
Source: RefSeq, a predicted model, not a curated record